This is a messenger RNA of Anas platyrhynchos (mallard), 3074 nucleotides long. Lineage: Eukaryota; Metazoa; Chordata; Aves; Anseriformes; Anatidae. The record is from RefSeq and is a predicted model, not a curated record.
AUAAAUCCUAUUUUUUUUUUAAUCCUAUUUUGAAGAUUGAGCCAUUUCUAACACUAGUGUCUGUCGUGUUUUCGGCCGUUCUUCCUGCAACAUAUGGCGCCCAAACAGGCUGAGACCCAGAGACGCUGAGAGACCUGAGAGAUGCUGAGAGACUCCGAGCACAGACCCAAAUAUAGAGAUCGCGGUGAGACGCGGAAAAGUGACGUAUUGCGGUGAGACGUAGGACAUCCAGAGUCCAGUUGCUAUGGGAGAUUGGAGGCAUCCGUGGAAACGGCAGCUGGCUAUGGCGGCAGCGCAAGCUUUCUCAGUGCCGUCUGGGACUGACAGAACGCCGAGUAUGAAACCUGAGACCUCAGGAAUGCGGCUGACACGAUCUUUAUCGUCGGUUCUUGCACCCACCGCGGUUCGGGGUAUGACCUCUCCAAUAAAUCAGUCAGCGGCAGAAAUAACUGAGGGACUAUCGGGGCAGAGUGCUGAUGGGGAGUGGGAGCUGCCCUUCCCACCCCCUGCGCCAAGAUUUUUAUCAAAAUCUUGAUAAAGCUGUGCUGCCAGCAUCUGUGCCGCUGCCAGGCAGCAAUAAAUCCACUCGGGAUGCUUCGCCAAUGAGAGGUGCAGCAGCAGCUUGCGAAAAUUGACCUUCACUGGAGGAGUUGUUCAAAGAACUGCUAGUAAAAUUCGAGAACUUAAAACUUACGGAUUCGGAGGAGCCUCCUUUCUUGUCUGCCCCACCGGAGCUGACUCCCUCAUUAUCCGUCGCUACAACACCGUCGGCACCAAGGAGGGACAGGUGCUCCGACAUCAUAUGUGAUGCUUUCAUAGAGAGGCAUAGGCGUGCUACAUCCUUGGCCUGCCCUAUUAUUAUCGACCCUGUGCAAGGCACUGGGUUGUGGCAGCCACAUGACUGCAAGCUUUUACAACAAGCUCGAAAAAUGGGUUUGGACUAUGGAUUACAAUCCCAGGCGGCUCAACAGAUAAUACAAUGGAUUUUUCAAGCAAAACCAAUGUGUCCACUUGACUGUCGAAACUUGGCGCGCUUAAUGUUAACUCCUUCCCCAUUGUUAUUGUUUGAAAGGGAAUGGUUGCAGUUACCACAGGGGGAAGCGGGUCAACCGCAUCAACCGGGGAACCCUCUGUAUGGCAUUACUGCAGAGAUGUUAAAGGGGACAGGUCCUUAUCUCAAUACCCAGAUUUAGUUGCAGUUCCCUGCGAUUAUUCACCAAACAGCUGUGCAGCUCGCACUGAGGGCUCUUCUUAGUCUCCCGGGGGAAAAGAAAGCACCUCCAUUCGCAUCUGUAGAACAGGCCCCUGGGGAACCACAUGCUAAAUUUAUCAAUCAGUCCAGGCAACCAGAUGUGGUGGCACAGGAUUGUCAGAGAUUUGCUUUUACGGUACCCUCCAUUAACAAAAAGGCCCUGGCAAAGCGCGAUGAAUGGCUAGUGCUUCUACAGGGGAUGAGGAAUUCCCCUACAUUAUGUCAAUUAUAUGUGGCCUGGGCAUUACAACCAAUUCGGACAGCGUGGUGUGACGUAAUUAUUUACCAUUGUAUGGAUAACAUUCGGUUUGGUAGGCCAGAAUGCUUCCAGGAUUCAGAUUUAAAGUUUAUUCAGGAUACUUUUGAAGCAACAGGGUUGAAGAUAGCCCCAGAGAAGGUUCAACAGAAACAGCCAUGGCUAUACUUGGGAUGGAAAAUGUCAGACUCUACUAUUCGUCCCCAGAAAGGUGAUCUAACUAUGGUGUUACAUAAUUUGAUAAAUGUACAAAUGUUCCUGGAUAAUAUUCAGUGGGGUUGCCACAUUGUACGGAUUACUAAUGACAACUUAGCUAUAUUACUACCUUUAUUGCGGUGCAGGAGUGCAGAGCCACAGAUUACACUAACAAAUGACCACUGGCAGGCUCUUUCACAAAUAGCUUCUAAGGUUGCAGCCGUAUAGCAGACAUUGCACUCUCCUUCCUAAUUAGCGAUCAUGUGUCUCAUCCAUUUGCGGUGCUUGGUCAGUGGCAAAAAGAAAAGGGGGAGAGUAAGGGGCGACAAAGACAGAAACAGUAUCAGGAGGAUGCCACUGACACUAACAGCACGGGUAAUAGGAGUAGUAUAAGUGACACAGGUGAUGGCAAGGGUGGAAUGAUAGGGCAGCAUUUUCGAGUUCUGGAAUGGAUUUUCCUACAGAUUCAGCCAAAAAUGAGUGUUCCAUAUUCUCCCACGGGCCAAGUGAUGGUUGAACGAUCACAUCAGGUUUUAAAGGAACAAUUAGUGAGGUUAAAAGAGAUCAAGAACAUCGAUGAGCGAUUGUCCGAGGCGGUGUUUGUCUUGAAUCACUUAUGUUUGACUAGUGACCGAGAAGACCCUCCUGCGAGUAUUCACUUUCAAACAAUAAAUAUAGAAGCACCAAAUGUGUUCCUUCAAAUAAGAAUGAAUUACCGAGAUCCUGCCACAGGAACUUGGAAAGGGCCAUACGGGUACAGAAAUACAAGUAACACCUGUGGUUACAAUGACACUGCUAGGCAGGGUUUAGGGGCUUAUGGUGCGGAGACAAGAGGUAACAACUACAGCAUUUGGAACAAUCUUACAGCUAUGGCCUUACCUCCUGAUGUUUUUCUGAUUUGCAGGGAUAGGGCCUGGCAAGGUAUCCCUGCAAAUGCUAUCGGAGGUCCAUGUUACUUAGGUAAACUUACUAUAUUUGCUCCUAGCUUGUCACAGUUGUGGGAGAUCACCGGACAUAAAUGGGCAUUGCUUGCACCGGAUUGCAAUUGUAAUGUUGAAUUGCUUGGUGUUGCAGCUAGAGCAGCAUUGGCAAUUUUAGUGCCAGGAGCAGCAGCUGCGGCCAUGCUUAAUAAUUUAGAAAAAUUGGCAUGCUGGGCCGAGAAGCAAGCCCAUGCCACAACAGAGAUACUUGAGGAGAUGUUACCAGAUCAAAAUAGUCUGCGCCAUGCGCUCUUACAGGAUCGAGCUGCUAUUGACUUCUUGCUCCUGGCUCAAGGGCAUGGGUGUGAGGACUUUGAGGGAAUGUGCUGCAUGAACCUUUCUGAUCAUAAUGAGUAAAUUCACAAAUCCAUUACUUUCUUGAAAGAGCGCA